Messenger RNA from Aspergillus saccharolyticus JOP 1030-1, 2826 nucleotides. Its product is annotated as MDM20/NAA25 family protein. Gene Ontology annotation, cellular component: NatB complex; cytoplasm. NCBI's taxonomy places the organism in Eukaryota, Fungi, Ascomycota, Eurotiomycetes, Eurotiales, Aspergillaceae. The coding region runs from base 1 to 2826 and encodes 941 amino acids. Gene Ontology annotation, molecular function: protein-N-terminal amino-acid acetyltransferase activity. The record is from RefSeq and is a predicted model, not a curated record. The transcript is spliced from 8 exons. Gene Ontology annotation, biological process: N-terminal peptidyl-methionine acetylation.
AUGUCAUCCACCAAUGAUGCCGUCUUUUAUCGGCGGAACAAGCAGAUUCAAGAUGCUAUUGACGGACAGAAUUUGAAGCAGGCCCUGCAAUUGAUCGAAAAGCGCAUCAAGAAGGGUGAAUGUACACCGUUUCUCAAAGCGUGGAAGGCAUAUGUGCUCUACCGUCAUGCCGACGAAGCCCACCGCAAUCGUGGAAUUGCCGAGACGCUCGAACUGUGUAGAGCCGAGCCUCCUACAACGGACCUAGAAACCCUCGAUAUUCUUCACGAGACACUUGAGAAACUUAGAGACCAUGAAGGGACUUUAAGGGCCCUCUGGGAAAGAGCGGCCAAAGCUAGCCCGAAGGAUUUGGAUAUCCAGAUGCGAUGGUUUGAAUAUGCGUUUGAGGGUGACGACUGGAAAUCGGCGCAAAAGGCUGCUAUGUCUCUUCAGAGUAAUUUCCCAAAAACUAGGAAGUACUAUUUCUGGGCCACCUUCCUCUGCUACCUGAUCUCCGUGGAUGCUGGUGCCUCGGAGGCUGAGCGCAAGCUUUUUGGAACCUUAGCCUACCGUAUGAUCUCGAAAGCUGCGGAGAGCGUUCCUCAAGAUCCGAAGGAAUUACUGAGCCCACCCAGAGCGAUUCAAUCGGCCGAGGAGCUAUUGUUGCUUGUUAAAAUCUUCGAGUCCCAGGACCGCCAUGCAGAAAUCGUCAAGAUCCUCGACAGUGACGGAUUAGGGUUGAACUCGCGUGUCGUGCAGAAUGAUUGGUCAUUUGUUGGAGUGAAGCUAUCCAGUCUGGAAAAGGCCCAGAUGUGGACGGAAGGUUUGGACUAUGCAAAGAGUCUGCUCGCCAUCCCAAGCAAUGAGGACGGAAUGAAGGCUCUUCAAGAACGCGACGACUGGGCGGUCUGGCACUUGCUCCUCACAUCUACUCAGAAGAUCAAUUCUCCGGAGACUACUGCCGCGACGCAGGAUUUCAUCCGCAAUUUCGUGGCGUCUGUGCCCAAAUCUCGCAACUCGCAGUUGGCUCAGCUUGACCUGAUGCACUGGAAGUAUCAGUCGAGCCCCUCUAAUGCCAAGGAAUUGAUUGCCUCCUGCAAGCAAUACUUUGACCUCAACAAACACAAGCUCUACUGCUUUGGCGACUUGCGGACUUAUGCUUCAUCACUCGAUCAAGCUUCCGUGGCUGACUUUGUGAAAUACGCUCUGGAAGGCCCCAACGAGGGAUCUGAUGGCGUCACAAAGAUUAACGCACUCAAACUCGAGUAUUGUUUCUGUCUUUCGGCCAACGAAGAGAAUGUAACCCAGGCCCAAGUCGAAAAUUUCAUUGUUCGCUGUUUGCAGGUCUAUCGUGAGGUACAGCGCCCCGAGAAAACCUCAGCUCCCACCACUAUCGAGAGCCAGCCCAGCGACGACUUGUGUAUUCUGGCGGCCAUGAGUCUGAUGCGCUUCAGCGAACCGUGCACGUCCGAAGUUGAUCAGCAAAUCAUCCCUGACACUGUUCUUAUCCGCGCAGCAGCUAUUCUGGAGCGCCUUCUUGACGAUUCUCCUCACAACUAUCAGGCAUUGCUACUCGUCGUUAGGAUCUAUCUGCGCUUAGGUGCAGGAUCUCUUGCACUGAGCAGCUUCAGUAAACUUUCCGUGAAGCAGUUGCAGUUCGAAACUGUUGCACACAAUCUCUUUACGCGCCUUGCCACCAUCCACCCACACUCGGCCCCGCCAGUUGAGGGAGCCGAAUACAAGGACUUUAACCCACAAUCCGCUUUUGUGCAGGCCCUUAACUUUUAUCGGUCAGCAGAUCUCACAUCUACCAGGCAUCGCACUAGAGGGCUAGACUAUGGCAGCUAUGUUAAUAUAGAAGGUACCAUCGAGUUGCAGAAGCGUCUGAAACAAAGCAUCUGUCGUAGGAUGUGGGCUCUAGACGUACGACGCAUACAAAGAUUGGCUGGUGGAGACCCCAUGUCUCGAUACGAUGAUAUGGCGAGAGAUGAGUCACCUUUGAUUGACCAACGUGCUUUUGAUGCAUUCAUGAAUUGUGAAGCUCCCGGCAAGCCUUCAUUUGAGGAGCGUAUUCGCGUGGGGCCUUUGCCUAGUAACGCAUGGAUUAGAUCUAUGAGGGUGACGGAUUAUACGUUCGGAACGCUUAAGACUCUGGUCACUCAAAAGCCAGUAAAUAGUGAGCCCGAGCUACCAAGCCUUGAUGAAAUCUUGGGGGUGAAUGCGGAAACGGAAUUGACAUUGUCGGAAAUUGAGAGCGCUAGAACGAACCGCAACCUUCUUGCACUUGCCCUUUUCUUGACCGGUUCCAAGAAUGUCACCGCAGAGCAGGCAGACGCCAGUCUUGCCGAGGUGGAAGCAUGGUUAGACUCCAAGGUCCAGGAUCUCGAAGAGGGCGACGGAAAGCUAUCCCCGGUCAUCUCGAAAACAGCGCUUUUCUUGAAGCCGGAAGCACCAACGGGGCCGACCUGGAAAUACUUCCAUAAUCAGUUCUUGGUCCUUGAUUCCCUCAAGGCCUUGUCUCUUCUCACCACUGUGGCCACCAGAAAGGGAUCCAAGAAUGCUAAACUGAGUCGUGAGAGAGUCGACAAACUGACUGAAAAGACACGCCAAGUCUUCCAGGAUAUUAGAAGCAGUGGUCGUACCCUCAAGUCUCACAUCUCGGCCUCGGGUGGUCUGGGCGCAUUGGUUGACCUGGUCUUGGCGGGUACCGGCAGCGGGCCGGAAGGCAGUAAGCUUUCUUCAGAGUUGAACAAGACGCUUGAUAUGUCUCAGCUGGAGGUCUUCUGCGGUGAGCUGAUGGAAAGCUGGGAGGAGGGGUUGAAGGGGCUGCUUGCCGUGACUUUGUGA